Scaptodrosophila lebanonensis is the source of this 2027-nucleotide messenger RNA. RefSeq names its product RNA-binding protein 28. The record is from RefSeq and is a predicted model, not a curated record. The transcript is spliced from 4 exons. Gene Ontology annotation, molecular function: RNA binding. NCBI's taxonomy places the organism in Eukaryota, Metazoa, Arthropoda, Insecta, Diptera, Drosophilidae. The coding region runs from base 22 to 1974 and encodes 650 amino acids.
UCCACGUGCAACUACGGCAUAAUGGAGCUUAAGCAGAAGAAGCCAUUGGAAUCGGCAUCCGAUAAAGAAACGGAGAACAAACCCAUAAAGCGGCGCAAUCCGUUUAAUACACAGCGCCUAAAGGAGGAAAAGGAACGCAGGCAGAAGAAGCGCUCCCGUCUCAUAGUUCGUAACAUUAGCUACAAAUCCACUGACGAAGCUCUCCGCGAGUAUUUCUCGCAAUGGGGUACUCUGGUAGAAGUAAACAUACUGAAACGAGCGGAUGGCAAGCUGGUCGGUUGCGCCUUCAUCCAGUACGAUACAAUAAAUCAGGCUACCAAGGCAAUUCUGAAGGCCAACGGCAAGGAGUUCCUGGGACGACAGGUGUUCGUUGACUGGGCGCUGGGAAAAGAUGAUUACACCCUUAGACACCCAAAGAAUGACGAGCCGGAUGACAAAAAGCCGAAAGUUGAGGUAAAUGAUGAGGAGAGAGAAGAGGAUGGAGAAAAUGAUGAUCGAAAUGAUAAAUCUAAGGAACCUCAUGUCGACACAAAGACAGAAGACGAGGAGUCCGAAUCCGGGUCCGAAAAUGAGGAUGACGGCAGUGAAGACAAUGAAGAUAAGGAUGAGCUAAAGUCAAAGCUGAAAGUCGAGCCAGUCAAGAAGGAGAAACUUAUUUCAAACGAUGUGCAAGAAGGUUGCACUGUAUUUAUUAAAAAUGUGCCCUUUGAUGCCGAAGAUGCGGACCUUAGAAAGAUUUGCCGUAAAUUUGGCAUUGUUCAGUAUGCCAUAAUCAAUCGCGAACAUAUAUCGGGACACUCAAAAGGAACGGCAUUCGUGAAGUUCAAAACAAAAGAAUCUGCGGAUCUUUGUUUACAAGCGGGCGUCGAAUUCGUACUUAUGGACCAGGUGUUGGAGCCCAAUCCAGCGCUCAGUCGAGAUGAGAUUAAAACAAAGCAAUCGGAAAGCUCAAAAGAAGACGCCGGAAAGGAUUCGCGAAAUUUAUAUUUGGCCCGAGAAGGUCUCAUAAUGGCCGGAUCCAAGGCUGCCGAGGGCGUUUCUGCCGCAGACAUGAGCAAGAGGCAUCAGCUGGAACAGGUUAAAACACAGGUUUUAAAGAACCUCAAUCGUUUCGUUUCCCGCAAUCGAUUGUCCAUACACAAUCUUCCAUUAAACUACGACAAUGAGAAACUGAAACAAAUGGCCCUGGCUUACACCGGCUUUCGUCCACAUGAGUGUCGUGUAAUGCGCGAACAGAAGAUUACUCCUGAGCAUCCACAGGGUAAAUCCAAGGGCUUCGGUUUUCUUUCAUUCGAGUCUCACCAAAGGGCACUAACUGCAUUAAGGAAGCUAAACAAUAACCCAAGCAUAUUUGGAACGCAGCACCGACCUAUUGUGGCUUUUAGUAUUGAAGAUCGCGCCGUACACAAAAUCAAAGAGAAGCGCAAUGAACGCUCGAAACAAAACAAUCCCACGUAUCAGUCUAAGUUGAAGGAGCAAAAAGAACGUCGUCAGCAAAAACGGAUUGGUUCAAAGACCGCGCGCCUAGCUCCGCCAACCGAUAAUAAAGUCAAAGUGCAGAAACAAAUAAAGAAGUUGGAAAAAACACGUGCCGCCAAAGUUAAUGGAAACGAUAUACCAGAGAAAAAAACAAGUGACUUUGACGAUGGAUAUGUGGGGACAGCAGCAAAACCGGGCACAUCAUUACGUAUGCGCUCUAACAAAAAGAUCAAGGAACAGGCGGAGGAGCACAUGAAACGUGUAAAGAAGGAGAAACGCAAACAGAAGAACAAAAAGAUAAGGGAAACCCACCUGGCCGAGCGAAAGUCGUCCAAUAGACCGAAACAAGGACGCAAAAAUGAGAAAGAUGACCUGCGGCCUUUAAUAAACAAAUAUAAAAAUAUGAUAAGUGGAAAUGAGGAUGGCACUAAUAUAAAGGGUGUUAAAGAUGGCAAAGUUAAGAAACCAAAGCGUACGAAAUGGUACGCAGAUUAAGAAAAUGGUUAAAUAUUAUAUGUUAGCAAUAAAAUGAGAUAAAUACGGAAAAA